ACCCAGGUCGAGCCCGCCGCCGCCGCCGCCGUCGCUUAAGGGAAACGAAAAGAGGCCGCUACCGGGGAGAAGACGCCGGAGUCGCCACCAGAGAGGAGUCGCCUGCCCAGGAGCUGCCGCCGGAGACGCCCGCCACCCGUUCGCCCGUCCCCCUGCCCCGUUCACGAUGCAGCCUGCUUCUGCAAAGUGGUACGAUCGAAGGGACUAUGUCUUCAUUGAAUUUUGUGUUGAAGACAGUAAAGAUGUUAAUGUAAAUUUUGAAAAAUCCAAACUUACAUUCAGUUGUCUUGGAGGAAGUGAUAAUUUUAAACAUUUAAAUGAAAUUGAUCUUUUUCACUGUAUUGAUCCAAAUGAUUCGAAGCAUAAAAGAACGGACAGAUCAAUUUUAUGUUGUUUACGAAAAGGAGAAUCUGGCCAGUCAUGGCCAAGGUUAACGAAAGAAAGGGCAAAGCUUAAUUGGCUUAGUGUGGACUUCAAUAAUUGGAAAGACUGGGAAGAUGAUUCAGAUGAAGACAUGUCUAAUUUUGAUCGUUUCUCUGAGAUGAUGAACAACAUGGGUGGUGAUGAGGAUGUAGAUUUACCAGAAGUAGAUGGAGCAGAUGAUGAUUCACAAGACAGUGAUGAUGAAAAAAUGCCAGAUCUGGAGUAAGGAAUGUUGUCAUCGCUGGAUUUUGAGAAAGAAAAAUAACUUCUGCAAGAUUUCAUAAUUGAGAGAAUUCCUAAGUUGAUAGCUCUAAAGGCAGAUUCUGUAUUUGCCUCCUUUAACCCAUUUUUCAACCUGUUUGUUUUUUUAAAGGCUUCACUAAGGGUUGAUAUGUACCAUUGUAUGGGGCAAUUUUAAGUCAGCUAAGGCAAUAACCUUAUGCAUGAACAUUUCCCAGAUUCCCAUGAUGCUGUUGAGGUCCUAGGCAAUUGAUAAAGCAGUUGUGAUAAAUAAAAAACAUUUCACCUAAGUCUCCUUUACUUCAUAACAUAGAUACUGACAUGAUCGGAAGCUUUCGGCUUAGGGAAAGUAAAUUUUAGAUUUUAGAACAUGGACUCAAAAGUGGCUGAAACAAAUUGGUUGAUACUUUAAACUGGUAACAUGUUGUUCCUCUGGUAUAUCCUUCAGGAUUGUUCCACUAAAGUUUUAUUUUUCAAAAAAUUUACUUCACAUUAUUGUUCGUAAGUGAUCACUUGUCAGUGUUCCAGAUGUAUCUUAGCUAAAACUAGUGAAUGCCCUAACUUAGAUGGUUUUGAAGCCUGUACAUUUGGUAUUGUUUGACCCUUAAACUUUUACAUCUCUUAGCAUGGAGGACGAAGAAAGGCUGUACAUUGUUGCUUGAGUCUGUACAUUUAGACCAAAUUUGUAUUUGCACUGUCAGUAUGGCAAAUGAGUGAAAAAAAUGUUAAUACACUAUUGGAUUUUUUAUUUUAUUAUUUUUUUUUUGAUUCAGCUUGUACCUGGGCUGAAAACCUCAAUUUAUGUUCAUGACAGUGGGGAGUUUUUUUAAUGUCUACAUUCUUUCUAAUAAACUGUUGGAAGACUU
Globicephala melas (long-finned pilot whale) is the source of this 1529-nucleotide messenger RNA. RefSeq names its product prostaglandin E synthase 3. Gene Ontology annotation, biological process: protein folding; chaperone-mediated protein complex assembly; prostaglandin biosynthetic process. Gene Ontology annotation, molecular function: Hsp90 protein binding; prostaglandin-E synthase activity; protein-folding chaperone binding. Gene Ontology annotation, cellular component: cytosol; nucleus. Lineage: Eukaryota; Metazoa; Chordata; Mammalia; Artiodactyla; Delphinidae. The record is from RefSeq and is a predicted model, not a curated record.